Molecule: messenger RNA, 4365 nt
Organism: Eriocheir sinensis (Chinese mitten crab)
Lineage: Eukaryota; Metazoa; Arthropoda; Malacostraca; Decapoda; Varunidae
Product: retinol dehydrogenase 13-like
Exons: 9
Coding region: 205-1185 (326 amino acids)
Source: RefSeq, a predicted model, not a curated record
AUAUAAGCACUCACUCCCGCGUGCAUUGCUGUGAGUGUCUAGUCCCGCACGAGAACCAAAGCGCCAGUCAGAUCAAGUGAUCAAAAGUGUGGAAACAUUUGGUGUGAGACAAGGAAAAUCAAAAAGCCAGUGAGUGGAGACAUUUGGGUGCGCCUCUUGCAGUAUAACGUGGGAUAACAAGGAGAAUCAAAGAGCCAAGUGACCAUGUGGACCGAGGUGCUAGUGACGGCGGCGGCGGUGCUGGCGGGGGCGGUGGUGUGCCUCAGGUUGUGGUACAGGUCCACCGCCGGCCGCUGCAAGAGUACGGCGUCCAUGGAGGGCAAGACAGUGCUCAUCACGGGGGCCACGGCAGGCAUCGGGAAGGAGACGGCUCGUGACCUGCUGCGGCGCGGCGCCCGCGUCAUCAUCGCCUGCAGGAACCUGGAGAAGGGCGCCAGGGUGGCAGGUGAGCUGUUUGCCGACGCGCGCGGCGCUGGAGAGGUGGUGGUGCGUCACCUGGACACCUCUAGCCUCGCUUCCGUCAGGACCUUCGCCAAGGAGGUUCUGGACACCGAGAAGGCCAUCCACGUGCUGAUCAACAACGCGGGCACCCUCAGCACAGACAAACGGGUGACGGAGGACGGCCUCGAGCUGACCAUGGCAACCAACUACUUCGGCCACUUCUUGCUGACCAACCUGCUGCUGGGCCGGCUUAAGGAGUCCGCCCCAAGUCGAGUGGUCACCGUGUCCUCAAUGUGCCACGCCUAUCCGAACUCCUUAGACCUGCAGGACCUGAACUUCGAGAAGGAGCCCUACACGUUGAUGGCGGCCUACAACAAGAGCAAGCUGUGUAAUGUGUUGUUUGCGAAUACACUGGCGGAGAAGACGGCGGGAACGGGCGUCACGUCCAACAGCCUCCACCCCGGCAUCAUAAACACCAGCAUCCUCAAUGAUGUGCCCUUCACUCUCAAGGACUUCUUCUUUCGUGUCCUCGGCAGCCUCAUCGCCAAGGACGAGGCCACCGGCGCCCAGACCACCAUCCACCUGGCGGUGUCGGAGGAGGUGGAGGGCGUGACCGGCCAGUACUUCGAUGAGUGCAAGGAGGAAGUCCCCUCCGACCUGGCGCGCCGCAAGGACCUGGCCACCGCCCUGUGGGAGUCCAGCGUGAGGGCCGUGGGGCUGCAGCAGCACGAGACACACUGUUGAGUACUGACUUCGGCCACGCUGACCCACCACUCCCUCGCUUGGCAUCGGUUACCUUGUUGCCCUCAGUACGGUGUUUUUUUCCGAAACUGGCGUUGACCAGCUUCAUGCAUGUAAUCAAGUGAUUGCCAACGCGUGGUCAGGCCGGAUUCUUCCCCCUCCCUCAUCUCUAUAAGCUUCGAGCAGCGCUGGUGACCUUCAAGCUCUUCCCUUAUGCUGGUGACGCCGCUGCCCCCAACACUGCGUGCUUCUCCGAGGCUGGCGGUGGCCCAGGACAUAUAUUCUUAUGUAUGCUAACGUGUGGUCAGGCCUCCUCCACCUGAUCCCUCUUUUCCGUCCGGGGUGGACUCUCCUCUGGUCAUCCAUGGACAAAAUGUGUUCGUUCUUGCAAUUUCUUUUUUAAACUGCUUACGUUCACAGUGCAUCCUCAGUAAUCCUUUCAGGCAGAGUUUGUACUUUAGGAUUGUUUACGAGAUUGCAGCGCCAUUUCAUAGCAAUCAAAUUUCGCUUCCGGAUGUCCGCCCUCCACUGUUAAUUACUGAAUAAUGAUAUAGUAAUGUUGUAGCCUAGUUAGUCACACCGAUAAUGAUCCAAACAUGUUGUUAGGUAUUUGUAAAUAUUAUAUAUAACAGCCCCAUGAUUGGAGUAGGAUGAAACAAAAUACUUUUAAAUGACAAAACCAACUUUAAUUAUCCCCGUACUACAGACGGAGAUCCCAAGUGGUUGUUUUAUAAUUUGUACCCACAACACACCGCGGUGCUGAGCAACACAUUUGUACCCACAACACACCGCGGUGCUGAGCAACACAUUUGUACCCACAACACACCGCGGUGCUGAGCAACACAUUUGUACCCACAACACACCGCGGUGCUGAGCAACACAUUUGUAUCCACAACACACCGCGGUGCUGAGCAACACAUUUGUAUCCACAACACACCGCGGUGCUGAGCAACACAUUUGUACCCACAACACACCGCGGUGCUGAGCAACACAUUUGUACACACUUCACACCGCGGUGCUGUGCAACACAUUUGUACCCACAACACACCGCGGUGCUGAGCAACACAUUUGUAUCCACAACACACCGCGGUGCUGAGCAACACAUUUGUACCCACAACACACCGCGGUGCUGAGCAACACAUUUGUACCCACAACACACCGUGGUGCUGAGCAACACAUUUGUACCCACAACACACCGCGGUGCUGAGCAACACAUUUGUAUCCACAACACACCGUGGUGCUGAGCAACACAUUUGUACCCACAACACACCGUAGUGAAGGGCAUCACAUUUGUACCCACAACACACCGCAGUGAUGAGCAACACAUUUGUACCCACAACACACCGCGGUGAUGAGCAACACAUUUGUACCCACAACACACCGCGGUGCUGAGCAACACAUUUGUACCCACAACACACCGCGGUGCUGAGCAACACAUUUGUACCCACAACACACCGCGGUGAUGAGCAACACAUUGGACCCACAACACACCGCGGUGCAGAGCAACACAUUGUACCCACAAUACACCGUGGUGCAGAGCAAUACAUUGUACCCACAAUACACCGUGGUGAAGGGCAACACAUUUGUACCCACAACACACCGCGGUGCUGAGCAACACUUUGGACCCACAACACAACGCGGUGCAGAGCAACACAUUUGUACCCACAACACACCGUGGUGCUGAGCAACACAUUGUACCCACAACACACCGUGGUGCUGAGCAACACAUUUGUACCCACAACACACCGUGGUGCUGAGCAACACAUUUGUACCCACAACACACCGCGGUGCUGAGCAACACUUUGGACCCACAACACACCGCGGUGCAGAGCAACACAUUUGUAUCCACAACACACCGCGGUGAUGAGCAACACAUUGUACCCACAAUACACCGUGGUGCAGAGCAAUACAUUGUACCCACAAUACACCGUGGUGAAGGGCAACACAUUUGUACCCACAACACACCGCGGUGCUGAGCAACACACUGGACCCACAACACACCGUGGUGCAGAGCAACACAUUGUACCCACAACACACCGUGGUGCAGAGCAACACAUUGUACCCACAACACACCGCGGUGAAGGGCAACACAUUUGUACCCACAACACACCGUGGUGCUGAGCAACACAUUUGUACCCACAACACACCGUGGUGAAGGGCAACACAUUGUACCCACAACACACCAUGGUGCAGAGCAACACAUUGUACCCACAACACACUGUGGUGCAGAGCAAUACAUUGUAAGUUGUUGAAAGGCAUGUUAAGUUACGAAGUGAGUACCUGUGAGAGGCUAUAACUUCUCCCCUCCCUCGUUGGCUCCUUGCUUCACUAUUUCUCGUAUGUUUCAAAUGUUCGUUCAGCGCCCAGUAGUAGGUUUCAUUUCAGUUGACUAAAUAAUCGGAGCCCCGAACCUCCUUUACCUCCUGCCUUGCCUCAGCAGUUUAAGGCAGUCACUUAUGGAACCACCGUAGCGAACAUAUCGCUGGUAACUUGCUUGUAAGCGAGCCUGUGGACUGGACUGAACUGACUCCCGGGCACGCUUAGUGCCUCGUGAUUGUGUCCGACUGUAUAUCAAUCUGUGCCAUUCAGUGCUUUUCGGGUUGUCCGAUCAGCGCUAAGGCUCCGUUUAGUAACGCUUUGGUAACGUGAAUGUAACGUCGAGCCGGUAUUGGACACUGAGACUUGUGUUUAAGUCUAAAUACUAAUUGCGAGUGUAGUAUUUGCUUCGCUUGCUUGUUUUGUGCUUUAGUGUUCGUUUUCACAGGGUCAUGCGGGAGUACCGUGACUUAUAACUUGGUGUGUUUGUGACUACUGGGCACUGGAGUUACAUUUAAUGUUUGUUUGUGUUGUGCAUUUUUGGUGGUGUUAACUUCCGCUGCUGCAGUGAAGCUAUUGUAUCGGGCUAUAAUUAUUUCUACGUGUUUACUUUUGCUAACACCGGUAGUCUGCCUCCGAUGUAGGAUGUUUGUUGUAUUGUUUCAGACAUAUUAGCCCUAUUAUCUUUUCUUAAGUUGUGGCAUUGUUAUUGGGUGCAAUAGUCUUUACGUCGUAAGUGGAGAGAGAACCCCCUUGCCUUCGGUAUCGUCUCUCGUACCGAGUCAGGGUCCUUUUGUUAUUUUACUUUUGUUCCUUGGCGUGAUUUAUAUCAGUGACUUAGUUAUUUAUACUAAAGUAAUUACUUAU